AUGAAUGUAGCAAAUUCGCUUCGAAUUUCUACUUUUAAUAUUCGUUAUGAUUCUAUGGGUGGUGGUUUCCCUGCAUUACCUGCAUUAAACUUAAAUGAAACUAUUAAUACAACUAGUUUUAAAGUUCUGGUUAAUCAAGUUCAAGAUUUGACAGUUUUACUUGGAGAAGAUUGGGAUUGGGUUGGUGUAGGACGUGAUGAUGGAAAGGAUAAGGAAUCAAUGAAUAUUUGGCUAUCCGAAACUCCAGAUGUUCCAGGCAGCGUAGGUUGGGAUGCGAUCUUACCUCGAAUUGUAACUCAAGCAAGAUUUCAAGAUUUGUUGACAAAUUCAAUCUUUUGGUGGUUCAAUACUCACUUUGAUAAUGAGGGACGUAUCGCAAGAGAAGAAAGUGCAAAAUUAAUAAUGAAAAAUUCUCAUGAUUUAUUGGAAUCUGAUUCUGAAACAUUAAUUCUUACCGGCGAUUUCAAUUGUGAAGAAAAGGAUAAACCUUACCAAUUACUUACAGGAGAAAAAUAUAUUGAUAAAUCUUUAAAAAAAGAGGAAUUAUUCAGUGAUAGUCGAUAUGAAAUUAUGCGACCUCAUGCAAUUUCUUUUGGUCAUUCCAACACAUUCACAGGAUUUUCACCAGAUGUUAAACCAAUUAGAAUUGAUUUCAUUUUAAUUAAUGAUAAUGCUUUAUUGAAAAAGAAAUUUGUCAAAGUUUUAAAUCAUGGGGUUAUGCCAAAUCUUUAUGAUGAUGGAUUAUAUAUUAGUGAUCAUCGACCAGUUAUUGCUGACUUAUUAUUUCAGUGA
Diversispora eburnea is the source of this 792-nucleotide messenger RNA. Lineage: Eukaryota; Fungi; Glomeromycota; Glomeromycetes; Diversisporales; Diversisporaceae. The record is from the annotation of a GenBank genome assembly.